Messenger RNA from Pseudovirgaria hyperparasitica, 1671 nucleotides. RefSeq lists its product as uncharacterized. Gene Ontology annotation, cellular component: extrinsic component of endosome membrane; early endosome; late endosome. The transcript has 3 exons. Gene Ontology annotation, molecular function: phosphatidylinositol binding. Gene Ontology annotation, biological process: protein targeting to lysosome; early endosome to late endosome transport; endosome to lysosome transport. The record is from RefSeq and is a predicted model, not a curated record. Bases 1 to 1671 code for a protein of 556 amino acids. NCBI's taxonomy places the organism in Eukaryota, Fungi, Ascomycota, Dothideomycetes, Acrospermales, Acrospermaceae.
AUGGAGCGGCCGAUUUCCAAAGCAUACCAGGCGGAGCUGGAACGACAAGCACAAGAAGCAAUCUCGGACAAGGCCACGAUAUCCUUCAUUCGUCGGGCGUUGUGUUCCCGCAACGCCCUGGCCAACACGAUCACAGGCGGAGAGAAGGGUGGAAGUACUCCUCAGCCGAUCGAAGACUUACUGCCUCCUCUCACGAGCUCGAACGACGUCGACCUCCAGCUAUAUGCUAUCAUCGCUGUGAUCUUCAAGGAGUUUGUAUUCACGUGGUACUCCAAAAUCACUCCAGACCAUGUGUUUCCAGAUGAAGUGCUCCAGACUAUAGCACACUGCACAAGAGCACUCGAGCAGCGAGUCAGAAAGGUUGAUCUAGAGGCCCUGCUUCUAGAUGAGAUCCCCGACGUGCUGCAGAGUCAUAUCAAUGCCUAUCGAGUGGCCACAAGAACGUCUAUGUCGAAUGCGUUAGCUUCAAGCAAGCAGCAGAUCUAUCAUACACUCAAUCCACACCCUGCACUAUCGCCUGUGCCAGGCGACAUGAGUUCUUCGAGCACGCUGGAACAAAAGGAGAACGAAGUAGCUUGGCGCCAGCUACUCGUCCAAGGCAUUCUAGCCGUUCUAUUACCCACAGAGGACCUAGAAAAUGGUUGUUUAAGGGCAUUAGUAGCUGAAAUCUUCUCUGAAAUGAUCCUAGGAGGCGGUAUCAGCGAGAAAGCCUGCGAGCCCUGGCUGCUCUGGGAAGCCACUACGAAAAUUAUCGAGACUGUCAAGCCGCGUACGGCGCAAGGAGAACAAUAUGGGACGAAUGUUGCACAGCGUUCGAAUCGGCAUCCUGACCCAGAUUCGACAAACUCCCCGAAAAGCUCUCAGAAAUCUCGACAUCGGCGGGGAUUCCAUCAUGCGGCUAGCUCGGUAUUGAGCUCAUUCUGGGCUGUUCUACAGUACGUUUUUCUAGCGUGGUAUACGAUUCGUGCAGCAAUGGUCAUCCUUGCAAGGUCAUCUUCCUUGCCGUCACGAUCUAUGGCUGCGUGGAGCGUCCCGAUCCCGGUGGAGGACACUACUCAACAGUGGCUAAGGCCCAAAGAACAUACAGCUGCAUUGAUGCAUCAAGACUCCAAGCAACCAGUGGUCAGUAUGAAGGCAUGGAGUUGCAUCUCCCUCGUCAUCGAGCUUGACAGUCACAUGCCCUGGCUUUCGGGAUUUACGUCUUUCCUCCACUGGGCAUCGUUGGAGGGACCAGGCAGGGUGGGUGAAACGGGCGGAGUGCUAGACAGGUUACUCUCGCACUACGUCCACAAUUCCCUGCUGAAUCCGCAGCUGAUACCCCCGCUGUUACGUUCUGUUCGUGCGGCAUUGUUUCCUCGAAAUGCAAUGGCACCGGCGCGGGUACCUCCAAGUCAAGAGGAGAUUUUAGAGAUCAAGCGCCGUUGUGCCAGAUCUGUUGCUAACGUCCUACCCCAGCAAGUCACCAAGGUCUACUUUGCUACGUCAUGUCUGGAUCAAGUAGAAGCUGAAGUCGAGGAUCUGCUGGAUGUUCUGGGAGACAAGUACUGUAACAAAACACUCAUGUUCAGCCUGAUCGAAUUGGUGAUCGUCAGGCUUCUGCCUGAGAUAGCUGACAAGGGUAUCGUCAGCCUGAUGGAAGAACGGCUCGGAGAGAUGAGCUCGAAUAAUUGA